This is a messenger RNA of Oncorhynchus tshawytscha (Chinook salmon), 2682 nucleotides long. RefSeq names its product tripartite motif containing 110 (gene trim110). The transcript has 9 exons. Bases 429 to 1967 code for a protein of 512 amino acids. Lineage: Eukaryota; Metazoa; Chordata; Actinopteri; Salmoniformes; Salmonidae. Gene Ontology annotation, molecular function: protein binding; zinc ion binding. The record is from RefSeq and is a predicted model, not a curated record.
UCUCAGAGGUCAGUCCCUCUGCUUAAACAGACAUAGGUAUUGGAUUAGCCGGUUUCUACACACAUUGACAGGAAAACACCUAACGAUGGCCACUCUCUGACAGCCUUGGGACACAAACAGGUAGGGGGAAUCUAUACUGAACAAUCAGAAGAAAGAACGAAGAGUUUCAUCAGAAUGUGUAUAGGACAGUCGUAAACCGGAAAGCAGGAUCACAUAGGCAGGCAGGCCGGUAGUCCCGAUUGUGGCGAUGCCUUCCAUUUGGUUUGUUUCAGGCUGUAUACCAAGAAUUGGUAUCUCAGUCACAUUUUUUUAGGCAAGCAGGCGGGCAGGGAGGAUGAUCCCUUGAUCCCUCCAUUGCGACAGACAGGGAUUGGGAUGAGCAUCAGGUGCCUUUUCCUUUUUGUGUUCCUAUUGACAAAACGGUUGUCAUGGCGUCCCUGGAGGAGGAGUUGACGUGUUCAGUGUGCCGCGACGUCUUCAGCCAGGCCCAGCCCUUGCCGUGCGGCCACAGCUUCUGCCCAGCAUGUGUGCGAGACGCCUGGGGCCACGGGGAGGCGGGGGUCAGGGGUCGCUUCACCUGCGCACAGUGUCAGGAGGAACAGGGAGUUGUGGCGUGUGACUGCUGCCCCCCUGUGGGGGAUGGGGACCAGUCUGGGAACGCUGCGGCGGUGAAGACCUGUCUGCGCUGUGAGGUGUCUCUGUGUGCCGAGCACCUGAAGCCCCACCUGGAGCGGCCCGCCUUCAAGACACACCUGCUAGUGGAACCUCUGGGAGACCUGUCCCACCGCAGGUGUCCUGCCCAUGAGGAGAUGUUCCGCUACUACUGUGCAGACGAGCGGGUGUACGUGUGUGCAGACUGUUUAUUGGAGGGUGGCCACACACAGCACCGGGUUAAAGGACUGAGGAAGGUGGAGGAGGACCUGAAGGUCAUCCUCCAGAGCCUUCUCCAGAAAGCAGAUGAGAAGCUGAAUAAAGGUGAACAGAUCCUCCAAGAGCACCGGAACACUGACCGCACUAUAACAGACUUGUCUGUGGCAGAUGACUCCCAGGUGGAGCGUAUGGGUAUAGCCCUGCAGCUGCAGGUGGAGAGGCUGGUGCUGGCCCUGAGGGAGAGCACCAGGAAAGAGAGGCAGCAGGCUGUGGAUCGCCUCCAGAACAACUGCAGCAGGGUUCGAGAGGACCUGAGCCAGACCCGGGACAUCCACCACUACCUGGGCUCCUUGCUGGAGGAGACAGACCCCUUCCUGCUCAUCUGGGCAUUUCAAUCUGAUGACUCAAGGCUGCUUGCGGACCUGAACUGUCCCUUGUUCACUCCUGACUCCCUCAGCCUGGACAGGAAGUAUAUUAUGGAGGAUAUCGAGAGCAAGUACAGAGAGUUCAUCACCGAGACACUGCGCUGUCUCACCGAACUCAAGAGGGAGCUCUUAACAAGUCCGUUGACUCUGGACACUAACUCUGCCCAUCCUCUCCUGAGCAUUUCGGACGGCCUGCGGUCAGCCAUGCGGGUCAAACAGCGCCUUCCGUGUGCCACUCACCCUGACCGCUUUGACCACUGGGCUCAAGUCCUGACUGUCCAGACCUUCUCCUCAGGAACCCAUUACUGGGAGCUGGAGGCAGAGGGCUUCUGGGACAUUGCGGUGUCCUACCGGAGCAUCGGGCGGAAAGGGAAGGAGGGCACUGCCUUUGGGAAUAACAAGAUGUCUUGGAGCCUGACGCAGCAGCACGACAGGAAGCUGGCUGCCUGGCACAACCGCAGGAAGACCCGCCUUUCCAGCCGGAUGUCAGGCAACCGUGUGGGUGUGGCCCUGGAUUAUGGCAUAGGCACAAUCACAUUCUCGGAGGUGGGGCCUUCCAACACCCUGACCCACUUGCACACCUUCAGCACCUCCUUCAACCAGCCUGUGUGCCUAGGCUUUGGCCUCUACAAGGCUGAGCUCCACAGCAGAAUCUCUAUAGUGAGGGUGUGAGGGAUCAUUCGAGACCAGAGAAUAAAAAUUAUAUUUCUAUAGCUGGGACACCUUCUGGGUAGGCCUCAGGGAUGGAGACUUUGGGAGGUUUCUUUCUGGAACAUCUCCCAGGAUCUCAUGAGGGAUUGGGCUAUGAACAAAAGAGCUUGUGUGAGCAUGAAUAAUUGUAAGACUACAUUCUUACAGCACUCAGGACUUGAAAUACUGAACUAUGACUUUGAAUCAGUAAGGAAUGGAUGUGUAUGUCCUAAUUUUGUCACAGUUUAGGGGAAUUUGAAAGACCCAAGUAACUUGGACCCAAGGCAGAGGGUUUUUUGAUCAAAUACAUCCAAACUACAGGACAAUAUUCUUAAAGAAUUAGAAAAGUACACAUUCAGUUCAUAGUUCUAGAUUAUUGUGGUGUAACAGCUAUGGGGUCCCAUUCCCUUUCACGAGUUUGUUUAGACAAAAAAAAAUUAUGCAUACAAUAAUCAAUAUGCGUUCUAUGUGGCACCAAUGUACCAAGCUAAAUACCAUAAAUUAUGUUAAGAAAAGGUGGAAGGUAUGUGGACUGAACCAUAUUGUAAUAUAGAUUACAAAAUCAUUAGGCAUUAGAAGCUUUCACAAAAGUUAAAUUACACUGAGUGUACAAAACAUCAUGAACACCUUCCUAAUAUUGAGUUUCGCCCCCUCAGAACAGCCUCAAUUUGUCGGGCAUGGACUCUACAAGGUGUCA